GAGAGAUAGAGAGAGAGAGAGGGGGGGGGGAGCAUGGUUAACAUUUCGAGUGAUCAAAAUAGCGUUGAUGAACUGAAACACAAGCUUCUCUGCAAAAUAUACGAACUAGAUACAGUGAAAAUGAUGGCGAAAGAGGAGGUGAGCAAGAACGAAGAAAUCAUGAAGCAGUUAUUUCAACUCUGGCAGAUUACUUGCCAAGAAAGAGAUGAAGCAAGAACCCAGUUGCAGAAACUUGUGAAUAAGUUAGUGCCAUCAUCCAUACUAGAUGAUCAAACUUCAAUCUUCUCACCACAACUCAAUAUCGAAAACCCGAUCCCCCAAAAAACCCUAGACCCUCCUAUGCUCAAGGAAUCAGAUAGUAAUUUUGUGCCCUCCCAAUCUUACAACUUUCAUGCCUUUGGUUCAUAUCCCACAAACAGCAACUUGGGUUCUUCUAUCUCCUUCCCAGGCCUGCAGCCUAAUCCAAACUUUCCGGAUUCGAACAACUUGGGGUUUACGAAAAAUGUUGUUCCCGUGGGUUCGAAGAUCGAUUUUGGUUCAGUUCUUAUUGACAACAUUGCUAGAGUGAGGCCACUGCCCAAAAAAGGAAGACUAAUGCAGGCUGUGAUGGAAACUGGCCCUUUACUUCAAACACUUCUUGUUGCCCCUCUUCCAAAGUGGAGAAAUCCUCCUCCUCUUCCCUCUUUUAAGAAUCCGCCUGCGCUCGUUAAUGGAGGUGAUCAUUGUGCCUCAUUGGUAGAUCAGAAGGAGGAGUUUGAUUCGUUUCUUGCGGCGCGGAUUUCGUCAAGUGGGUCUGCUUCAUUCCUUGAGAGUUCACCUGGAUUUUCUCAGAUACCAUCUUCAUCUAUGUUGAAUUUCGCUCGUGGUUCGGCAAGUUUGAGCAAUGGGAUGGAAUUGCAAUUUGGGAACAACAAUGCGGAUGCCAUGCAGUUUCAGGUUGCAACUGGUAAAAGAAGAAGGUUGUGAUCAUGAAGUGGUAGGAGACUAUAAUCUUUUUUGUAGAUGGACUUUUGUGACUAGUGUAAAUGAAUUUCUGAAUAAAGUAAUGGGUUUGGAGACUGGUGUAAAUCAAAUCUUGAAUAAAAUAAAUUACUGUGUAGCUUUUUGGAUUUGGUUUGAAUUCCAGUACAACCAAAUCAGUUAUUGACUUUUUUUACGGUUAUUUAAUCAUUAUAUUUAACAAUGUAUGUCAUAGAUUAAUGUAAUUUAAAAUUUUUAAUUAAUUAUGUACCAAAAGUAUUUUUUUUUUUUGUAAUCAAUUUCCAUUUAGUUUGAAUUUUUUUUUCUUUUAAUGGGAAUCAUUAGACUUAAAACAUUGGAUUUUCCUUCUUUUUUUUUUUUUUUUUUUUAAUUCACUUAUAAUGUCUCAAAGGAAAAGCAUGUAAUUUCUUCUAUGUUGCAUUACAAGUAGGAAAACUUUCAUGUCUCUUAAUAAUUUCUGUUUGACUCAUCUUCUGCGUAAUAUUCACAAUCGAUCUAUCUCACUAAUUCCCUGAGUGUUAUAGAGAUAAAUUCUUUGGUCUUGACACUCAUAUCACGUCAGUCGUCCAACCCUCUCACAAAAGAGGGAUCCUCUUUUUGUUUGAGUUUGGUACCCUUUACAUGAAUAAAUUUU
Messenger RNA from Pyrus x bretschneideri (Chinese white pear), 1615 nucleotides. RefSeq lists its product as uncharacterized. Bases 34 to 966 code for a protein of 310 amino acids. Lineage: Eukaryota; Viridiplantae; Streptophyta; Magnoliopsida; Rosales; Rosaceae. The record is from RefSeq and is a predicted model, not a curated record. The transcript has 2 exons.